GGCCGCGUCCCGCGAUGUCGCCUCCACUCCCCAUCCCGUGUGCCGGCGUUAUUUCGAAGUGAAGUUCGUUUACAACUGUUACUUUACUAUGAACGAGUAUGAGUUUUCCAGUUUUUAAAGUUGUGUUUUUCUAUAAAGUAUCAAAAACAAUGAAUAAUAACACCAAAUUUAUGUGAGUGAUAAUAGUAUUAAGUUAUAAAUGACUGGCGAAAAUGUUAGCUUGUGUGUGUCAGCCUACGGAGACUGCACUACUUUUCAAAGGAGGUUCCGUCGACAUGGGACCACUCGGUACCAGCAAAGCUCGUCACACUAAUCCUGAUGCCAUUAAAACAAUUAAAAUGAUGCCUAGAACAGUUCGCCGCUUCAGCGAAGACAAAACUAGCUCACCAUCUCUGACAUCAUCACCUUCUUUUAUCAGCUCCUCAGGAAGUCUCCUCAAUUUACGAAAGAUAGAACGAAAAACAAAAUCAACGAAAAUUUUGGUCAAUCCCGUGUGUUCUGACAGCUUAAGCACAAGCGAUGAUGGCCACCCUUCUAAAAAAGGGAGUUCUAAAUGGAACGUAAAGAAAAAACGUCUCAAAUCAGAAAUCAAAAACCGCAAAGAAUACAAAAACGAUAAAGAUGAAUCAAUUAGUCGAAAGGAGGCUAGAGCGGACAAAAAAUCGAUAUCUUGUUUCAAAACGCGGAGUUCCGAGGAUAAGUCACGUUCAGACGACGAUCGUAAAUUCGGCAAAGAAAAUUGUACCAAUGAGAACGUCAGUAACUCGAUUGGUAGACCGAAACCUGACCUAAUAAGGCAUUAUAGAAAAAAUAGUAAAGAAAUAUUAGUAGACGAGAGUACGCGGAUUGAUGAGUCGCUGUUAAAAACUGACCAAUUGGAGACGGGAAAGACUGAUAGAGCUAUAACUGUUAAGGAAAACGAGUUGGGGGAAGGGGUGGAGCUGACGCUGGGCGAGCUGCGCGCGAUGGCGCUUCGGCAGCAGCAGCAAAUUGACACCCAGCACCAGCUGCUCUGUGCUAAGGAGCAGCGGCUGCGGUACCUGAAGCAGCAGGAAGCACGACAGCACCAGGUGGCUGUGGAGGGAGAAAGGUUACGGAGGCUACGCGAACGCGUAGAGGCGCAGGAGUUAAAGCUACGACGGCUACGUGCGCUACGAGGGCAACUUGAACCGAACAAGCAGGCAAAUAUCGCGCUUUCAAGUGACCUAGAAUCGAUACGGGCGCUAUUCAAUGAGAAGGAGAAGGAAUUAUCGGUGGCAGUGGCCAAGGUGGAAGAGCUAACGAGGCAGUUGGAGGAGCUAAGAAGAGGCAGGGUGCAGCCCCAACCCCCAUCAGCCGCUGAGCUGGACAAAUUGAGAAGAGAGCUUAUGUACCGCAACAAACUGAACGAGCAACAAAACGGCAGACUGUCAGCGCAAAGAGCAGCGCUAGGCGCGCGACAGGAGGAGAUGCGCAGUAUCGAUCGGCGCGUCUCCGAGCUGCAGGCGCGACUCGUGCGCAAACGCGCGUUGAAUCGGCAGCUGGCGGCCGCGCAUCGGCAACCACAACCGCAGCCGCAGAGUGUGAACAUUUUCAGGAUCAGCAACCCGACGCCGAUGCAACAGCUGCCUAACUACCCAGCUGGAGGCGCUAACAGUCAACCAAAGAACCAAACGGCGCGAGGCAAUAUCGCUGCCGUCGAGCCGUACAAUCACGUGCCGCAUGCACCGAGUCUCAGCCAUAAUACCAAUUUCCAGGCUAUGAAACAGAACGUAAUACAAAACAACGUGCCAUUAAAGCAGCUGACUCAAAGCGAAAACAUUCAAACUCAAUUGACGCAAGAAGCGCACUAUUUGCAACAGAAGCAAAUUAUUAAUCCCCUGUAUAACGGCUAUCCGCACCUGCAACCGGGUCAUCAAGAUGGGCAGUACCAGGGACAGUACAACAAACCCGAUAUAAACUCUUUUAGUCACGUUCAACAGGGUAUAAGCAACGCAUACGACCAAAAGCCAAUGUUUGAUCAUAUCAACAAGUACCCUGAUUAUCCAAAACAACCUCAAUACAGUCCCAACAGUACAAGUAGCUCUAACAGUAAUCAAACUGGAAAAGAGAUGAAAAUAAACGAGCAAGAGUUCUUACCAGAAUUCGCUGCCAGCAAGUCAGAUCCUAAAUAUCAAACUCUGCCAUACAACACAAAAUUCCCACAAAGCACGAACGGAAAACUAAAACCCGAAGUUAACAGCAAGAGCAACGAGAAUCAAGAUGCUAAGAAUCAGAAUGCAGUAAACGUAAAUCAUAUGACUGUACAUUCAACGCCACUGUCGGUUGUGAAUAAAAGUUUGGCGACUCCUCUAAGUCAAAAUGAAACUACAUAUCAAAAUGAUCACACAUAUCAAUUGCAAAAAUCUGACUCCUCUAGUAGAUGUAGCCAAGAGGGGAAAGAAAACCAUGCAUAUCCACAGAAUAGUAGGCUAAGUCAGAAUAGUGUUCAAAGCAACAGUGACAGCGUCAAGAACAAUGCUAUGAAGAGUCAACAAAAUUCUAUGAAAGGUAGUUCACCGAGUUUGGGAACAACUACAACGUCAACAAGUUCUAUGGGCUUUGGAAAGCCCGUGUCGACCGUGGCUCCAAAAACCGUACAGGUAUCGAGCGGAAAGCCAUCACCCAUAUAUCAGACAUCAUCCACAAAGAUCCAACCAGUCCAACCACAAACAGUUCAAGCACAAUCCGUACCUAAUCAUGUAGCUAGUAACGUGACUUCCCAACCCCAGAUCGUUAGAAACACGGCAUCAGGGCUGUCUAGUUCGGGAAGUAACUUCAGUGGGCAGAACACGUCGCAAAGCCUCGUAUUGUCUCCACCUCAAAGUGCCAGUACACCUUUAUCCACUCCAGAUAUUAGUAGCACAGACAAGUCGCCUAAGCCAGCGCUACCUCCAAAACCAACAAUCAAGACACCGCCACGCCAAUCGGUGAAUAACGAUGCAGGGAAUCAAUCUGGUGACAUACCAAUUAUACCAGUAUCAGACAACAGCAACGACAGCGAGCCUCAAAAUCAAAAGGAGACAAACAACGGGAAUAACAGCAAUGAAAUGAUUAUUAAAGCCCGUCCACUAACUAUUCGUAAACCACCACUAAGUGAACAGCCCAAAUUACGCAACCUUAGUAAUGCAAAGAACGGAAUAAGUGUAAGCAUAAACCGCAGAAUCGAAAUGCCACCAGCAUUCUUAUUCCCGGAAAUGGAUCAUCUGAUUGAUGCGCCUAGUGAAGUACAGAACGGCCUAAAAGAAAAAACGAAACAAAAGGACGAAGUAGAUAAGGCAUUAUUAAUUAACAACAUAUCUUUAAAUAGUGAUAAGCAAGAUGACAGUAAAGAGAACAUUGUGUCAGAUAUAACUGAGCAGAUCAACGCAGUAGAUUUGAACGGUCAGGAUUCUCAGGGGUCUGAGAAUGUACUGAGGCGAUCAAAGAAAGGCAACUUGAAGCAAGGAGGCAAGGCACCGUUGACGAGGCGAGUAAGCUUCGAUCCCCUCGCACUACUGUUGGAUGCUAGUUUAGAAGGCGAGUUGGAACUCGUUAAGAAAACAGCAACACAGGUGCAGAAUGCAAGCGCUGCAAAUGACGAAGGGAUCACGGCUCUCCACAACGCUAUUUGUGCUGGACAUUUCGAAAUUGUCAAGUUUCUCGUGGAACUUGGCUGCGAUGUGAACGCCCAGGAUUCAGAUGGCUGGACGCCUCUACAUUGCGCUGCUUCUUGCAACAAUUUGCCAAUGGUGCGCUUCCUCGUCGACAAUGGAGCGUGUAUUUUCGCAACUACGCUGUCUGACCACGAGACGGCGGCUGAGAAGUGCGAAGAAGACGAAGAAGGUUUUGACGGCUGCUCUGAAUAUCUAUACAGUGUCCAAGAGAAGUUAGGUAUAAUGAAUAAUGGGAUAGUAUACGCAGUAUUCUCCUACACCGCCGCCAGAAGCGACGAGCUGUCUUUUGAGACUGGCGCUAGACUGCAAGUCCUAAGGAAGGGAGACGACAACGAGAGAGAAUGGUGGUGGUGCAGGGACGACCAGGGAAAUGAAGGUUAUGUACCCAGGAACUUGCUUGGGUUAUAUCCAAGGGUAACCACACAGCAGGAAUAAAGAAGGAUAUAAGAAAAGGCUUAAGAUGAUGACCUGAUUACAUUGUAAAUACAACUAGUUCGUUUUAUUUUUUAUGUAUUUAUAUCACUUGUAAUCUAAAUAAAUAUAGAUAUUGUAUACAAAUUUAUCAGAACUAAUAUUUUGUAAAUAUUUAAACACUAAGUGCAAAACGAAUGAGAUUAUAUUGUACAUUUU
Molecule: messenger RNA, 4304 nt
Organism: Hyposmocoma kahamanoa
Lineage: Eukaryota; Metazoa; Arthropoda; Insecta; Lepidoptera; Cosmopterigidae
Gene: ASPP
Product: apoptosis-stimulating of p53 protein 1
Exons: 15
Coding region: 213-4109 (1298 amino acids)
Biological process (GO): regulation of apoptotic process
Cellular component (GO): nucleus
Molecular function (GO): p53 binding
Source: RefSeq, a predicted model, not a curated record